Heterocephalus glaber (naked mole-rat) is the source of this 4436-nucleotide messenger RNA. The record is from RefSeq and is a predicted model, not a curated record. Lineage: Eukaryota; Metazoa; Chordata; Mammalia; Rodentia; Bathyergidae.
UCUCACUUGAGUGGAGGAAUGCGCGAAGGAAGCCCGGGCGGAAUCGGCGCCGGAGGAGCCUCUGGGCGCCAGUACUAAUUGUCCUGAUUUAUGCCCUUCUGACUGCUCCGCGGCUUCGUCUGAAAUAAAAUGAAAGCGGCGCCAAGCGGGAUAGAACCGCCUGGCCGCCGGUUCUGGUUCUGAUCCCUCGGAAUCAGAACAUCGUCCUGCAGCUUAAAGAAAGAAAGAGAAAGAGAAAAGAGAGGGGGAAAGCCCUCUGUAAAAGUUUAAGGCGAGAAGUGGCAGACGCGGCGGCGCGGGGAGGCGCGGAAAACCGGCGAGCGGCACCGGGCUGGCGAGACCUCCGAAGGCUGCGCUUUCCUCGUUAGCCUCUCCGUAUUUUUGGAGGGAGAGGCACCUUUCGCAUCCUCUCCUCCUCUCCGCCCACCCCUCCUCCCUCCCCCUCGUCUACCUGUCAAAGUCACUGAUCUUUUGCAUUUCGGAAGAGGACGUCAACAGGAAGGAAUUCCCCCUCUGGGUGCGGGCUCCGAGAGGGGGCGACGCGCAGGAGGAGCCCGCGCCGAGGCGAAGGAUAUUGCUGCCAGAAGAACAGAAUGAUUGAUGGGAAACAGACACUGGACUGUCAGACACUCAUCCUUCUGCUUCAGAUACUGGUAUGUCAGUGCGCCUGAACAGCCCUUGAAAGCCGUGAACAUUGAGGAUCACUCAGGGUUAUCGGAUGUACAGUGGGAGAGCCAUCACUUUGCUAAACUAUCUGCUACUGGACUUCUUUGGCAAAAACCAAACUAGACCUGCAUCUAAUAGAUAUGUUGUAGGAUGAAGAAAAAGCUGCAAGUUGUUGCUGCCUAGCACACAAGUAUGUUAGGCUUCCACCAAAGUCGUCAGUAUUCCUGAGUAUGCACAAUAUCUAAAUCCUUCAUGUUGGUUUUGGAAUCUUUUUGAAAUCUCAUCCUCUCUCUCUUUAAAAGUAUACAGACCUUCCUACAUAAAGAGACACAUAUAUGUUUAUGUAAAAUAGACGCAGAUUACAGAUAAGCCACGAAGACUACAAAGAAUUUAGAGAUGUAUUUGUCAAGAUUCCUGUCCAUUCAUGCCCUUUGGGUUACAGUGUCCUCAGUGAUGCAGCCCUACCCUUUGGUAUGGGGACAUUAUGAUGUGUGUAAAACUCAGAUUUACACAGAAGAAGGGAAAAUGUGGGAUUACAUGGCCUGUCAGCCAGAAUCCACGGACAUGACCAAAUAUCUGAAAGUGAAACUGGAUCCUCCCAAUAUUACCUGUGGAGACCCUCCUGAGUCGUUCUGUGCAAUGGGCAACCCCUACAUGUGCAAUAAUGAGUGUGACGCAAGCACCCCUGAGCUGGCACACCCUCCUGAGCUGAUGUUUGAUUUUGAAGGAAGACAUCCCUCCACAUUCUGGCAGUCUGCUACUUGGAAGGAAUACCCCAAGCCUCUCCAGGUUAACAUCACUCUAUCUUGGAGCAAAACCAUUGAGCUCACAGACAACAUAGUUAUUACUUUUGAAUCAGGGCGUCCAGACCAAAUGAUCCUGGAGAAGUCUCUGGAUUACGGACGAACAUGGCAGCCCUAUCAGUAUUAUGCCACAGACUGCUUAGAUGCUUUUCACAUGGACCCAAAAUCUGUGAAAGAUUUAUCACAGCACACAGUCUUAGAAAUUAUUUGUACAGAAGAGUACUCCACGGGGUAUUCAACAAAUAGCAAAAUUAUCCACUUUGAAAUCAAAGACAGGUUUGCAUUUUUUGCUGGACCUCGGUUACGGAAUAUGGCUUCUCUCUACGGCCAGCUGGAUACAACCAAGAAACUCAGAGAUUUCUUUACAGUCACAGAUCUGAGGAUAAGGCUGUUGAGACCAGCCGUUGGGGAAAUAUUUGUAGAUGAGCUUCACUUGGCACGCUACUUUUAUGCAAUCUCAGACAUCAAGGUUCGAGGAAGGUGCAAGUGUAAUCUCCACGCCACUAUGUGUGUAUAUGACAACAGCAAACUGACAUGUGAAUGUGAGCACAACACUACAGGUCCAGACUGUGGGAAAUGCAAGAAGAACUAUCAGGGCCGGCCUUGGAGUCCAGGCUCAUAUCUUCCCAUCCCCAAAGGCACUGCAAAUACCUGUAUUCCCAGUAUUUCCAGUAUUGGUAACUGUGAAUGCUUCGGCCACUCCAAUCGAUGCAGUUAUAUCGAUCUGCUAAAUACAGUCAUUUGCGUGAGCUGUAAACACAACACUAGAGGGCAGCACUGUGAGUUAUGCAGGCUGGGCUACUUCAGAAAUGCUUCCGCACAACUGGACGAUGAGAAUGUGUGCAUAGAGUGUUAUUGUAACCCUUUGGGCUCAAUCCAUGAUCGUUGUAAUGGCUCAGGAUUUUGUGAGUGUAAGACUGGAACAACAGGGCCUAAGUGUGAUGAGUGUCUGCCGGGAAAUUCCUGGCACUACGGCUGUCAACCGAAUGUCUGCGACAACGAGCUCCUGCACUGCCAGAACGGAGGGACGUGCCACAACAACGUGCGCUGCCUGUGCCCAGCCGCGUACACCGGCAUCCUCUGCGAGAAGCUGCGCUGCGAGGAGGCGGGCAGCUGCGGCUCUGACUCCAGCCAGGCGGCGUCCCCGCGGGGCUCCCCCGCCCUGCUGCUGCUGCUGCCGCCGCUGGCCGCGCUGCUGCGGACCGCCGGCCCCUUGGCGCUUUAGGCAUCGCUUUCAGCCAUCCGACAGGCCUGUGCCGUGGGGAAGCGAACACAAUUCAAGCAUUUGCUAUUAACUAGAAAACACACACACACACACACACACACACACACACACACACACACACUCCAACACAGUGUACAAACUAAGAAGGCCUAACUGAACUAAGCCAUAUUUAUCAGACGUGGACAACCACAGAUCGGAGUCAAGACUGCUAAUUUCUGACUCCAGAGGAGUUGUCGAUAUUAUCACUGAGAGUCACAUUGCCAGCUGCGGAGCUUAUUGUGGAUUGGAAAGGCUGUGACAGCCCCCCCAACAGGAAAGACAAAAGAACAAACGAAACAACCAACCUAAAAACACUUGCUACUCUACUGUGGUGCACCCUAGUACCGCUCUGCCCAGUGUGUGGACCAACCAAAUAGAAGCAUUCUUUGCUGUCAGGUGCAUUGUGGGUAUAAGGAAACCUGUUAAAAGCUGCCAUAUUGGCCUGCUUCAGCCCCUGAAUCCCUUCAGACCUGUGCUUUAGUGAACGUUGCUCUGUAACCCCUGUUGGUUGAAAGAUUUCUUUGUCUGAUGUUAGUGAUGCACAUGUGUAAAAGCCCCCCCAAAGCGCAAGCCAGUCAUACCCCUGUAUAUCUAAGCAGCACUGAGUCACCAGUGUGUGCUCACACCCACUAUACAAGAGUGGCUAUAGGAAAAAAGAAAGUGUAUCUAUCCUUUUGUAUUCAAAUGAAGUUAUUUUUCUUGAAAUACUGUAAUAUGUAGAUUUUUUGUAUUAUUGCCAAUUUGUGUUAUCAGACAAUCUGUUAACAUAUCCAAUUCAAAUCAGCAAAGACUGACAUUUAAUUUUGUCCUCUUUUGUUCUGUUUUGUUUCAUUGUGCAGAGAUUUCUCUGUAAGGGCAACGACCAUGCUGGCAUCAAAGAAAUAUCAGUUUACAUAUAUAACAAGUGUAAUAAGAUUCCACCAAAGGACAUUCUAAAUGUUUUCUUGUUGCUUUAACACUGGAAGAUUUAAAGAAUAAAAAUUCCUGCAUAAAUGAUUUCAGGAAUUUGUAUUGCAGUUUCUUAAAAUGAAAGAAGCAGCCAACAAGCAGUUUCACACUCACUUUACUGAUUUCUGUGUGGACUGAACACAUUCAGCUGAUGAAUUUAGUGCCCAGGAAGAUGGAUUGAUGUUCACUAGCUUGGACAACUUCUGCAAAAUAUGAGACUAUUUCCAUUGGGGAAAAAAUUAUAACAGAAAAAAAGAAAAAAGAAACAAAGAAAGAAAGAAAGAAAGAAAGAAAGAAAGAAAGAAAGAAAGAAAGAAAGAAAAAGAAAGAAAGAAAGAGAUCUAAGUGAUUGCCAAGAUUAUGCCAAAGCCUGUUGGCAAAGUACUAAGAGACUUAUUUUUAAGUCAUGCUAUUUUCACAGAUUGAUGGUGAUCAUGUGGCUCUAGGGAUGCUGAUCUAUAUGUAUCUUUCCAAAUACAGUGUUUACACAGAGUAUCAUAAGAGGCCACCUGGGGAACCAGGACAGUAACAGGGAAAUUGAGUGAUUAGCAAUUUGACUUUGAAUAUAUUCAGACUAAGAAUUUAAAUGAAAUAUCAAAACAUACAGCAGCAAGUAGGCAUAACUGCUGUUCCUGAGAAUAAAGUUGUUUUAAGUACUGCCCAAGGUGUAAUAAAUUCUUGUUUCUGCCUUUUACUAGGCCAAUUACUGUACAAGACAGCAAGGGGAGGAGGGGGGGGGAUUGCAAAGUUUCAAA